AUGGAGCCAGAAGACAUACAAACCGCCUGUGAGGGAGAUUUGUUUGACCAAGAAGAAACAGACAGCAAUAUGAGCAGUACCGAGAAUUUUAUGGAUGCUGGUCUCAAUCAACCCUCAGCCAAUCCAAUACAAGUCAAUGAUGCAGAAAAUUUUGACCAUGUACAGGAGAACAGUGUUGUUCGACCCUCAGAUAGCGUGAUACGAGUCAACAAGAGGGAAAUAAACGAUGCACAGGAAGAGCAAGUGCCCUCCGGGAAGCGUCGGUAUCAAGAAGUCGAUUAUUCAAAGAUGCUGCGUAAAACAGUGUAUGAACAAGAAGAACGGGUCAACAAAAUGAAGCGUAAAUUGUGUGACAACAAAGUAUUGUACGAGCAAGUUCAGCUCGAGAUCCAGGAACAACAAUGUCUUGCUGAAGAAGAUCCGGCCCUGACAGAGCGAGACACGCGACUGAGCAAAGUUUAUAAAGAACUCGAGGAGCACAAUAAUCAAAUCAAACAAAGUAGUGAAGCACUCGGCCUAAACAAUCAUAAGCAGACGGAAGUUGACAUACAGACGAUGCUGCAGGAUACUCACCAAAGAUAUGCACAGCAACUCGAGCAGUGGGAAGCAGAAGUCACCUUGGAGUUGGCGCGACGCGAAGCAGAGCUAAACGCAAGGAAAGACAAAGAGUUUGAAGAACGCGAGAAAUGCAUGAUUGACCACAUGGAACAAAGGCUACAAUUGGAAUUAAGAAAAUUCAAGGCAGAAAAAGAGAGCAAACUUGCCAACAUGGAGAGACGAUUUGCAAGACGUGGUCGACAACAAGGAGACGCGGAAAUGAACGCGGAUCCCGCCCCUAGGAGCGCUCAACAGCAACCCAAGAUGCCGCAAAAAUUCUUGCCUAGAACACCAUGCCUCGACUCAAUCAAAAGGAUCAAGAAGACACGUGGAACAUCGCACAGGACGUGCCUAGUGUCACUGGUAGCAGACGAUGACCCUAUGGAAGGACGUACAGAAGAGACACCUACCAUUGAACGAGAGAUACUGCAGUCACAACUGGAUGAUGCUUUCCCUAUGUCCAUUAUGGAGAGUUCAGUCUCCAAAUGCGUAGAAGCAGCAUUGAGACGAAUAUUCAUCGAUAGAGAAUUCCCAUUGGCCAUGAAGCGUAGUCCCCGAAGGAAAAAGUUGGAGGAUCAAGAACUCCAGACGGAACAGGCUGCAGAACUGAACCACGAAAGAGACUUCCUCCUCGCUGAAGUCCGGCGUGUCUUCAAGGACCAUUUCGAAAUCUCUCAAGACAGUGAUUUUAUAGUCCACCAACCAGCUAUUCGUGAAGAUGUGUACUCGUACGAACAUGAAGAUGGACUGGGCCCCGACCCAAAAAAACUUGCAUUUGAUCUUGCAAACAGAUCGAAAACCCUCUGGAAUGCUAAAGUUCUUGAUCUCCUGCUUAGGGAAUUGCAAGAAAGGUGUGUACAAGAGGGGUGGCCUUUCCAGAGAUCGGAUAGGUACUACAAAGCGAUCAUAGAGGAACGCUACAAGCAGUUGCGGACUGUGUGGAAAGCAGUGCAACCAAAGGUAACAGAAAGGGGGGUACUGGAGACUGCUGUGGAGGUGGAGGAUAGGUUGAAUACAAAGAAAGACGAAACUCUUAAGACAGUUCGUCAAUCAACUCGUAGGCGAAAUAAAUAUAUCCGAAGAACGACAGUUCUCAAACAUCUCAUCGACCUGAAGAACGACCAAAAGGAUGAGGACCUCCAGGUGUUACGCUGA
This is a messenger RNA of Suillus discolor, 1752 nucleotides long. RefSeq lists its product as uncharacterized. Lineage: Eukaryota; Fungi; Basidiomycota; Agaricomycetes; Boletales; Suillaceae. The transcript is spliced from 10 exons. Bases 1 to 1752 code for a protein of 583 amino acids. The record is from RefSeq and is a predicted model, not a curated record.